Symbiodinium natans is the source of this 1122-nucleotide messenger RNA. Lineage: Eukaryota; Dinophyceae; Suessiales; Symbiodiniaceae. The record is from the annotation of a GenBank genome assembly.
AUGGCCGCGGAUGCGGAAGAUCUCGCGCCCACCAUGGUCACUACGCUUCCUGACGACGGCUUCGUUCCCUUCGGUCGAAGGCGAAGGCCGGCCUGGCGCUCGCCCGGCGAAAGUUGGGCGCCAAAGUGGCGCCGUGUGGCGAAUCCCUCGGCCGAUUUCGCGGAGUUCGACCGCGUCGUACGAGGCAUGCUCAACCGCAUCAGCACCGAAAACGCCCGCUUCCUCCUGCCGCUGGAACCUGCUCUCCGCGGCGCUGAGAAGGCUGGCGACUGUGCCCCCUGGUGGUCGGCGCGCUGUGCGGCGCUGAUGUUGAACCACUACAUCCAGGUCAUCCAUACCAGCCGCUGCGCGCGGGGCCUGGCCAUGCGCAGCAGCGACAACGUCCUCCCCGAGUACCUGGAUGCCGUGUCGCCUUUGCUUGCCAGGAGCCCUCGCCUGGUGAACGCGCUGGUGGCCUGGGUUUCGCGCCUGCUGAACUGGUACGACCUGUGCUGGCCCACCGCGCGCCUGAUGCUGCUGGCCGCACGGGAGCCACGCGACAAAUCCGCGCUCCCAGGCCACGCGCUCGGCCGCCUCCCUGCCGAAGUUGUGAAAGGUCGGAUCCUCUCGUUUUUGAUUCCGCCUUUGCUACCCACGUCGGCAUCUUCUCAGGAUGUCGGCGUGCCGGCGGCGCUUUGUGGUUGCUGGAGCGAUCCAGAUGGAAAGAAGGACGUCGUCGCUGUGCUUGCGCACCUGCUGCUCUUCACGCCGGCUGCCGCCUUCCCUCAGCUUGCCGCCUGCGCCCUGGCGAUGGCAGAGGAGGCGCUCUCCGACCGCUGCGUCUGCGAAGAGAAGGUUUACCUGGCGGCCGCGGUGGUUGUUUCGGUGUCGCAGCGUUUGCAAAAGUCCCUGGCUGGGCCUCUUCUCCGGGCUUUGGAUGAAGACAUGCCGCCCACGCAGCUGGCACUGACCAACCUGCGCCAGGACUUGUCCUGUGUGCUGCGCCUUGAGAAUAUGCUCGUCAGGGCAGCGGACGCAGCGCGCAGGAACUCCAACCUCUCCUUCUUCGUGGACUCCCGGGUUCUUGCAGCUUCGGAGCACGCCCGUCGCGCGCAGGAGCAAAGCCGCCAACUCAUGGCCUGA